AUGUCUGGCAAUUCUCUCCACUCACGUUCUACUCGUUCGCGACUUCAUCUUCGUUCCACCACUUCGAGAAGUCCUCCAAGUUUACAUGAAACACUUUCUGAAGCUUCCGAUAAUUCGACGCGAACUACACAGCAAAGAACUGCGAGAAAUGCUUCCCAAAGUAGAAGUUUACAUCGAACUGUUCAGCAACCGCUGUUAUCACAAGAGCAAAUGAUUGUAGAAGGAGGAAAUACCUUAAAUACAGAGCAGGAAGCAGUUCAGCGCGGUCAAAGUGAUCGCCAUUCACCAACACGAUCACAACUAACCGAAUCAAGUGCACUUCAGUAUGGUUCUGAUUUCGACACAUCAAGUCAAGUGGGCAGUACAGUGUCAUGGCAGCGAGCAGUGCGACAUAUGCGAUCUGAUAUUAAUUGUGCACCAUCUCAGCAUCGUACUAUUUGCAUCGAUAGUAUGGAAGACGAUCUUUCUAUUGAUUUGGAACCUGGUCCAAAGCUUUACAUUUGGGGAACGCGUAUCUGCGUUUUUGAUGUGCAGCGUGCAUUUCGCACUUUCGUCAAUGAAUUUAGACCAACAAGUGUUUCAGAUGAUGAAAAUGUGCUUACGCUUCCAUCAAAUGUGCGAAUGGAAAUUGAUUUGGAACGGCCAUACUAUUUGGAGCGCCUGUAUGAAAUUGACCAGAGUGAGAAUAUUGCUUUUAAUUUGAAUUUGCAACACGUCAAACUGUUCAGUGAAGCAUUAUAUCGAAAAAUUGUUUGCUAUCCGUCGGAUGUCAUACCAUAUCUUGAUCUGACGAUAAACGAAAUAUUUUCCGAGAAAUACCAAAAAGUAUUAUAUGCUCCGAUUGAAGUUCGGCCAUUCAACGCGCAGAAAACACGUAACAUGCGUGCACUGAAUCCACAGGAUAUCGAUCAGUUAAUCACCAUUGGUGGUAUGGUUAUACGAGCCUCACCAUUGAUCCCUGAAAUGAGGCAGGCAUAUUUCCAAUGCACUGUUUGCAAUUUUCCGGUUGAUGUUGAAGUAGACCGUGGUCGAAUUGAAGAACCAGCUGUAUGUCGUAACUGUCAAUCGAAGUAUUCUUUCCAGCUAGUCCAUAAUCGUUCUCUUUUUAUGGAUAAACAGAUAGUUAAAUUGCAGGAGUCUCCAGAUGACAUGCCCGCUGGACAAACACCACAUACUGUAACAUUAUUUGCACAUGGUGAUAUGGUGGAACGUGUUCAACCUGGUGAUCGUGUAACUGUUACGGGAAUUUAUCGUGCCGUACCGGCACGCGUAAAUCCACGCAUGCGAAAUGUUAAUUCCGUUUAUCGUACCAGUAUCGAUGUGUUACACUUUCGAAAGACUGAUCAGAAUCGCCUGCAUCAAAUCGAUGAUGGAACUCAUUUAACAGAUGAAAGAGUUUGCAUGAUCAUGAAUUUGGCAAAACGAACCGACAUUGUUAAUUGUUUAAUAAAUGCUGUUGCUCCUUCAAUCUAUGGCCACGAGGAUAUUAAGCGAGGUAUUCUGUGUUUAUUGUUCGGUGGUGCCAACAAGGAGGAUAAAACAGGUAACAAAGUUAAGCUGCGAAGCGAAAUAAACAUACUGCUAUGCGGUGAUCCUGGUACUAGUAAAAGUCAGCUUCUACAAUAUGUGUAUCGACUUGUUCCGCGUGCACAAUAUACAUCGGGAAAGGGGUCUUCCGCUGUUGGGCUGACAGCAUCUGUCGCUCGUGAUCCCGACACGCGUCAUCUUGUACUUCAAACCGGUGCACUUGUUUUAGCAGAUAACGGAGUAUGUUGUAUAGAUGAAUUUGAUAAAAUGAAUGAUAGUACGCGUUCAAUUUUGCAUGAAGUAAUGGAACAGCAAACACUUUCAAUAGCAAAAGCUGGAAUUAUCUGUCAGCUAAAUGCACGGACUUCAAUUUUGGCUGCUGCAAAUCCCGUAGACUCGCAAUGGAAUCAGAAUAAAACCAUUGUUGAUAAUAUUCAGCUACCUCAUACAUUGUUGUCUAGAUUCGAUUUAAUUUUUCUUUUGGUUGAUUCUCAGAAUGAAUUAUAUGAUCGACGCUUAGCUAAUCAUUUGGUUUCAUUGUAUUAUAGAGAAACUAACAAUGAGGGAUGUGAACUGCUGGAUUUGGCUCUUUUGCGUGAUUACAUCGGAUAUGCUCGAUCUUAUGUUAAUCCACUGCUGAAUGAAGCAUCUUCGCGGUGCCUUAUUGAUAAAUACCUUCAAAUGCGAAAAGCUGGAUCUGGUUUUGGACAAGUUUCUGCCUAUCCUCGACAACUGGAAUCAUUGAUUCGUUUGGCUGAGGCUCAUGCGAAAAUUAGAUUAAGUAGUGUGGUAUCAGUACAGGAUGUUGAAGAUGCAUAUAGCUUAUAUCGCGAAGCCUUGAAACAGUCAGCAGUGGAUCCGUCUACCGGUCGAGUUGACAUCAACAUUUUAGCUGCUGGAAUUAGCGCAACAACUAGACAAAUCAUCGAUCAGCUGGCUGAAGCGAUACGUGGUGAACUUUCGCAGCGACAAGGAAUUUUGAUUUCACUAAAGAAAUUAAUGCAACAGUUACGUCAAAACGAUUUGUCUUUUACGAAAGAAUUAUUCGAUGAGGCAGUCAACAACUUGAUCAAAAACGAAGUGUUGGUUCGUACUGGUGACAAAAUACGAUAUGUUGCGGCAACCUAA
Molecule: messenger RNA, 2655 nt
Organism: Brugia malayi
Lineage: Eukaryota; Metazoa; Nematoda; Chromadorea; Rhabditida; Onchocercidae
Gene: Bma-mcm-4
Exons: 18
Coding region: 1-2655 (884 amino acids)
Biological process (GO): mitotic DNA replication initiation; DNA replication; double-strand break repair via break-induced replication
Cellular component (GO): nucleus; MCM complex
Molecular function (GO): ATP binding; single-stranded DNA helicase activity; ATP hydrolysis activity
Source: RefSeq, a predicted model, not a curated record